GUUUUACUACGUUACCUCGCCCUAUUACCACCAUGUCAUUAGCACACCCCAAACAUAGAUGAAGUUGUCACAGAUUGCUGAUCCCAAAGAUGGUACCCAAGGCGUGAGUGAGAAUCACAAGAUGGCAGUGGCAGGUGGAUCUGAGAGGGAUCGAGCGAGUUAUUCCCAGGGGAAGGUGAAUCCAAGAGCUUGCAGACAUAGAGCUGCGUGAUGGGUCUCUUCCAUUAUUUACCAUACGGGAGACCAAAUGAGAGAAUGCGCAGAUGGACGCCCUACUCGCAGCCAAAUUAGCAUUUAAUUCCUUUGUUUGUUGGUCUUCUCUACCCUUUGUUCCAUAUCUCGUGUGAUGGUGUCCUCCCACCCGCUCUCAUUAACUGCGUCCCCAAGCACAUCCCCUGCAUCUACUUCUUCAAGCUUCCCGUCAUUCUUAGAACCGCCUGUGCGGUCGGACCUCUCGUCGUCGAUGGAGGUCGAGGUGAGCUUGAGGGAAGGGAAGACGGGUCCUGUGACCCUGGACCUUCUUGGUGGCGGCGUGGCGGUCGGGCCUAAGGAUCUUGAUCUUGGCUUGAAGCCUUCCUUCGGUUGCCAUGGCGAUCUCCACCCACUGGAUCUUAACCUGCUUCCGGAUGACGUUUUCGGCCGGAAGAAGAAGGCGGCGGCGCCGUGCCCCCGGAGUCAGAGCGUGUGCACCAUCGAGCAGGUGAAGUGGGCGCUCGAGCGGGCGCAGCGCGAGUCGCGUGGCAGGGUAACGGCGCAGCGGCGGGGGCAGGCAGCGCCGGGCAGCCCCGGCUACUCCUCGCCCUCCUCGUCAUCGUCGUCGUCGGUCACGACGGUGUCGACGAAGCGGCAGGCGGAGGACGGGCACGAGGGCGGGGAGGAGGGGUCGGAGGACGGAGAAGACUCAGGCGGGGGCGGCGCAAGUCUGGUGGCGGCGGGGUGCCCCAGCUGCCUCUCCUACGUGCUGAUCUCCAAGGCCAACCCGCGCUGCCCCCGCUGCGAGUCGCAGGUGCCGCUGCCCACUGCGCCGCAGAAGAAGAAGCCACGAAUUGAUCUCAACCUCGCCCUCACUCCCCAAUAAGCCGUCCUCAUAUUAAUCAACAUGUUCUGUCGGUGUGUAUGUGUACGAUGAAGCUGUGCUUCACGAGGCUCUGCAUUCUGCUACUUCUCCUUCCUUCUUCUGCAUGGCCGAUGAAAGAAACACUGUGAAGGCAUGACGGACGUAGCGCACAACCUGUGAAGUGGCAUACGCCACAAGACAUGCAAUAGGACAAGCUGCUGGUUGUAAAGAUGCACACAUUGCGGUGGAAGUGCAUGGUACGCAACAUGCACAUUUAACCUUGCUUUAAAUAAUACGCAGUUCGAAGCCUCCAACAAAGAACAAAGGGCCAGGCUUUGAAUUUCGUGCAAGCAAAUCAGAAAUGGAACCUUCCUUUUAGAUUGUAUGUAAUAUCUUUCUUCCAUCCAUAAUGUAUCCGAUGGUUUUAGCAGCAAAAGCUCGGAACGCCGCUUCUUGCGGCAGAGGAA
Molecule: messenger RNA, 1524 nt
Organism: Musa acuminata AAA Group (dessert banana)
Lineage: Eukaryota; Viridiplantae; Streptophyta; Magnoliopsida; Zingiberales; Musaceae
Exons: 3
Coding region: 347-1078 (243 amino acids)
Source: RefSeq, a predicted model, not a curated record